AUGGCUCUUCCUUUAGUACUCUCCAUAUCUAUAAUUCUCAUCUUUCUUUCUUAUAAACUCUACCACCGGCUGACGGCCAAGCUGCCGCCGGGUCCGUGGCCGUGGCCAGUCAUCGGAAACCUCUUCGACAUAACGCCGGUGAGGUUCCGAUGCUUUGCUGAAUGGGCCCAAAUUUAUGGGCCCAUUUUCUCAUUUUACCUUGGUUCACAACUAAAUGUGGUGGUGAACAAUGCAGAAUUAGCUAAAGAAGUUCUCAAAGAUAAUGACCAAAACUUGGCCAACAGGUUUAGAACUAAGCCUCUUGAAAAUGUUAGUAAAAAUGGGAUGGAUUUAAUUUGGGCUGAUUAUGGGCCUCAUUAUGUGAAAGUAAGGAAGCUUUGUAAUCUCGAGCUUUUUACUCCUAAAAGACUUGAAGCUCUUAGACCUAUUAGAGAAGAUGAAGUUAUUGCCAUGGUUGAAAACAUCUUCAGAGACUCUAUUAAGCCUUGCAAUGUUAGUAAAACCUUGAUGUUGAGGAACUACUUGGGAUCAGUAGCAUUCAACAACAUAACAAGACUAACAUUUGGGAAAAGAUUUAUGAAGUCAGAAGGUGAAAUUAAUGAGCAAGGUGAAGAGCUCAAAGCCAUAGUGUCCAAUGGGUUAAAGAUUGGAGGAAAGCCUAAUUUGGGAGAGUUUGUUCCAUGGCUGCGUUGGGUUUUUAAGGAUGAUAAUGAAGCUCUCGAGGCUCAAGACAGGCGUUUGGAAAAUUUUACAAGAAUUAUAAUGGAAGAACACACUCUUGCUAGGAAGAAAACUGGGGAAACCAAACACCAUUUUGUUGAUGCUUUGCUUACCCUUCAGAAGCAGUAUGAUCUUAGUGAUGACACCGUUAUUGGCCUUCUUUGGGAUAUGAUAACAGCAGGGAUGGACACAGUAGCCAUUACAGUUGAAUGGGCUAUGGCAGAACUGAUAAAGAAUCCAAGGGUUCAACUAAAGGUCCAAGAGGAGCUAGACCGGGUUAUCGGGUCAAACCGGAUCGUAAACGAAUCGGAUAUCUCCAAACUCUCUUAUCUACAAUAUGUAGUCAAAGAAUCACUAAGGUUGCAUCCUCCAACUCCCCUAAUGCUACCUCAUAUGGCAAGUAACAAUGUCAAAGUGGGUGGUUACAACAUUCCUAAAGGUUCAAUUGUACAUGUUAAUGUUUGGUCCUUAGGUCGUGAUCCAAGAAUUUGGAAAGAUCCUUUGCAAUUUUGGCCAGAAAGAUUUAUAAAAGAGGAUAUUGACAUGAAGGGACAUGACUACAGAUUACUGCCUUUUGGUGCCGGAAGACGUAUAUGUCCAGGUAUGAAUCUUGCCAUUAAUUUGGUCACGUCUAUGCUAGCACAUUUGUUGCACCAGUUUACUUGGUCUUUGCCUCCUGGUGUUAAGCUUGAAGAUGUUGAUAUGUUGGAGAGUCCUGGUACAGUUACCUACAUGCACACUCCAUUACAAGUUGUUCCUACUCCUAGGUUACCUCUACACUUGUAUGCACAUAUAAGCCAAUGAAAUACGUAACAUUUUUUUUUAUUUAAAUCACUCGGGCUUAUUAUUUUCAUGUACUUUUAUUUAUAAAUUCUGAAGAAGAAAAAUACAACAAGGGUACUCAAACAUACCUUA
Messenger RNA from Nicotiana attenuata, 1635 nucleotides. RefSeq names its product cytochrome P450 98A3-like. The coding region runs from base 1 to 1524 and encodes 507 amino acids. The transcript is spliced from 4 exons. Gene Ontology annotation, molecular function: oxidoreductase activity, acting on paired donors, with incorporation or reduction of molecular oxygen; monooxygenase activity; iron ion binding. NCBI's taxonomy places the organism in Eukaryota, Viridiplantae, Streptophyta, Magnoliopsida, Solanales, Solanaceae. The record is from RefSeq and is a predicted model, not a curated record.